AUGGCGCUCCCCGCCGUCACCUCCGGCCUUCGCCGCGCUCGGCGCCGGCCCAGCCCCGCGCCCGGCUCCGCUCCUGCCGGGGCUCUGCGCCGCCUGCGCCCGCCGUCGCCUCCGCCGCGCCCCGCCCCCGCCACGGCUUGCCGCCGCCGCCAUCUUAGCGCCCGCCGUCUCAACAACAACUUUAUAGACAAGCGCCAGCACGGGGGCGGGGCCACCGGGCCGGGCGGACCCGUGGGGAGCGGCGGGGGCGGAGCAGGCGGCACCAGGACCCGGGGGAACCGCGGCAGGCGGGUGGCGAGCAGGCCCGGGGGCCGGGAAGCUGCGGGCGGCGGCGCUGGGCCCGGCGCGGCAAGAGAGGCCCUGAGAUGCCGAGCAAGAAGAAAAAGUAUAACGCGCGGUUUCCCGCCGGCGCGGAUCAAGAAGAUCAUGCAAACUGACGAAGAAAUUGGGAAGGUGGCGGCGGCAGUGCCUGUCAUCAUCUCCCGGGCGCUUGAGCUGUUUCCUGGAGUCGCUGUUGAAGAGGCUUGGCAGGUGAACAGUCCCCGAAAUGCCAAGACCAUGACCACAUCCCACCUGAAGCAGUGCAUUGAGCUGGAGCAGCAGUUUGACUUCUUGAAGGACCUGGUGGCCUCUGUGCCUGACAUGCAGGGAGACGGGGAAGACAACCACAUGGACGGGGACAAGGGUACCCGCAGAUGGACUGUACCUUCCCGAAGGGGCCGGAAGCCAGGAAGCAGUGGACGGAAGAAUGGUGGGAUGGGAAGCAAAAGCAAGGACAAGAAGCUGUCAGGGACGGACUCGGAACAGGAGGAUGAGUCUGACGACACAGACACUGAUGAAGAGGAGACAUCACAAGCCCCACCCCAGCCAGUCUUCCCCCCUGCCCCACUUUCAGCUGGUAACCCCCCGACACCCUUCAUGCCCUUCACCUCGACUCUGCCUCUGCCCCCAGCACCCCCGGGCCCCUCAGCUCCUGAUGCAGAGGAUGAAGAAGACUAUGACUCCUAGCGCCCUCUGCCCCCCAGGCCACGCCCCCUUUUAGUUGGUUUUAGUUGCUCUGGGGGGAGGAGAGAAGAUAGAGCUGUUCUUAAAUUUAUUAAAAAAUUAAUAAUAAAAGGGAACACCAGUGUCUGUCCCAGCCUAUGUCCAGGGCUCCGUGGCCACCUUCCCAUCCGUCCACCUGCUUUCCCCAUGCUGAGCUGAGGCCAGGAGCGGUGGCAGGCAGGGCAGCACCUGAGUGAAGGGAGGACCCAGAGGCCACGGUUCUGCCCGGGUAGGAGCAGGGGUGCUGACAGAAUGAAGGUAGGCAGAGCGGUGGUGUAGGGCCGGAGCCAGGGGUGCUGGUUAUGCUGGGGGACAACCUGUUCCGUUGUGCCGUGUGA
Molecule: messenger RNA, 1382 nt
Organism: Zalophus californianus (California sea lion)
Lineage: Eukaryota; Metazoa; Chordata; Mammalia; Carnivora; Otariidae
Gene: DRAP1
Product: DR1 associated protein 1
Biological process (GO): transcription by RNA polymerase II; negative regulation of transcription by RNA polymerase II; positive regulation of transcription by RNA polymerase II
Cellular component (GO): nucleus; negative cofactor 2 complex
Molecular function (GO): transcription coactivator activity; transcription corepressor activity; protein heterodimerization activity
Source: RefSeq, a predicted model, not a curated record